Molecule: messenger RNA, 867 nt
Organism: Salarias fasciatus (jewelled blenny)
Lineage: Eukaryota; Metazoa; Chordata; Actinopteri; Blenniiformes; Blenniidae
Product: transmembrane protein 150A-like
Exons: 8
Coding region: 85-867 (260 amino acids)
Source: RefSeq, a predicted model, not a curated record
GAGGACUAGGACUGGACGGGGACCCGAGGAGGACCAGACUGAGCCUUUCCCUCUGAACAGACCAGCUUCACCGAUCAGGCCGUCAUGUCGCUGUGGAUGAUCCUCCCCGUCAGCCUGCCGGUCUUCACCAUCACCGGGACCUGGGUGGUAUACACCAUGGCGCUCUACAACCAGCACGUCUGCCCCGUGCAAAACUGGCUUUAUAACGAGUCGUGUGUAGAGCAGCGGGGCUCGGCGCCGUGCUGCACGCUGGACCACGUCCCGCUGAUCAGUAAAUGUGGAGCUCUGCCACCGGAGAGCUGCUUCUUCAGCCUCAUAUGCAGCACAGGAGCCUUCCUUGUGAUGCUGAUCGGCCUGCUGCGUUACGCUCACGUCAUCCAGAAGCACCAGAACUGCGUCCUGAACACGGCCGGCCUGUCCACCGGCUGGACCUGCGCCGCCGGCCUCAUCAUGGUGGGAAACUUCCAGGUGGAUUUUGCUAAAGUGCUCCACUACGUGGGCGCCGGCGUGGCCUUCCCGUCCAGCAUGCUGUUCGUCUGCCUCCAGGCGGCCCUGACCUACCGGCUGGCCUCCACCCGGGCCGAGUACCGGCUGGGCCACCUCCGGGCGGGCCUGGCCCUGCUGGCGCUGGUCGCCCUGGUGCUCAGCGGAGUCUUCUUCUGCCAGGAGAGCUUCGCCCUGCAGCACGCCUCCGCCAUCUUGGAGUGGCUGUACUGCAUGCUCAUCAUGCUCUUCUACGGCACCUUCGCCUUCGAGUUCGGAGGCGUGUCGGCGGACACGCUCAUGGUCCUGUCCAGAGGCGGCGGCCCGCACGGCUUCUCCAAGCACAAGGCGGAGGCGGGCGGAGAGAACUUCUCCAUCCUGUAA